Molecule: messenger RNA, 1024 nt
Organism: Daphnia magna
Lineage: Eukaryota; Metazoa; Arthropoda; Branchiopoda; Diplostraca; Daphniidae
Product: glycine-rich protein 1
Exons: 3
Coding region: 117-917 (266 amino acids)
Source: RefSeq, a predicted model, not a curated record
UAACCCAGCUCGCCUUUGAAUUUGGUACGUAUAAAAAAGAAGUGAGGUAUUCAAUCGAAAUUUUCGACCCAUUCAUUCAUAGUCUGAAUUUGUUCGAGACCGUAACAAAGGAAAGUAUGACUGUUUUGGCAGUAGGAGUGGUUUCAACUAUAGUGACUGGAGGAGCAGCUGCCACAGUGACUGCCCCAGCACUCGCUGGACUCGCAAACGGGGCAGGACUUACUUCAGCAGCAAUAGCUGGAGCAACCACAGCUACCUCCGCUGUUGCUGGAUCAGCUGGAAUUGGAGCUGCUGCUGGUGCUCUUGCUGGAGCUGCUGCUGGUGGAACUGGGGCAGCAGCUGCUACGGGUGCUGCUAUUGGAUCCGCGUCAGCUGCUGUAGUAUCCUCUACAGGUGCUGGAACCGCAGCACUUGUUGCAGGUGGUCCAGUCGGUUGGGUUCUCCUAGGAGGGGAACAAGACGCCAGCUCUCUUAAUGCCACAUUCGACUGCUGGAAACAGGUUUUACGAGACGAAUCGACCGAGCUUUCACGUGGGAAACUCCUAAAAGAGAUUUUCGAGGAUCAGCGCAUCAAACACGUCAUCGUUCAAGGGAGCAAAAACAAUUUCAACCUUCCUGAAUUAAGUCUGAUGACUAUCUUAGUGAGUCAAAUAAUGGCAGCCGUUCAAAGCGCAUUUGCCGGAAGUGGUUUGAUGGCGGGUGUAACUACGGGAUUGGCAGUUGGUGUCUGCGUACAGCUGGCCAAGAAAGGUGCUGUGACGUCGCUGGCUGGUGUCUCCGGUGUAGCCGGUACCAGUGCGUCGGCUGGGGCGAUCUUUGGCUCCAUUGUCGGUGGUGACGUCGCCAGUGCAUUGGCUGGUGGUACAGCUGGAGCGUUUUCUAGCGCCAUCGUCGCUGUUCUCUGGUCGCUUUUCUAAAAGUCACUUUUUUACUUUACCCUGCUUCGUGUUUAAUUGGCAUUUCAUUAGUACCACAGCGGUUUGUAGUGCAUUAUUGUGAAUGGAAUAGAUUGAUUGUAAUGUUA